This is a messenger RNA of Cadophora gregata, 919 nucleotides long. RefSeq lists its product as uncharacterized. The transcript is spliced from 2 exons. NCBI's taxonomy places the organism in Eukaryota, Fungi, Ascomycota, Leotiomycetes, Helotiales, Ploettnerulaceae. The record is from RefSeq and is a predicted model, not a curated record. The coding region runs from base 373 to 654 and encodes 93 amino acids.
AGUCGGAAGUAAACCAUCUUAAUGUGAAUUUCGGAUGCACAAACAGUGUGAUCAGGGUGUCCAGGAGAUGUAACGCCCUGUCGAUCGAAAAUGCCAGAAAGCUUGAGAUCUGGAGCAGGAUUGCACUAGCGACCAUGGUGCAUUCUUCCAGUCCUAGCGCUGUCCUCAGGAACAAAUUUAGAGACCCUUAAUUCAAGAUGACGCUUCGAUGUCCGCCGCUUUGUUAGGGAAGAUGGUAGAUGUAAAAUGAUCAUGGUACCUGGAAGUUUUUCCCAUCUGAAUGAUUAUAAUUCUUUUUUCACUUAAGAGAGUUGUUCUGUUAUAUAUCACUAUCCUACUCUUGAAAGCACGACCUCAAUAACAAAACCGAAGAUGUCCAACUCAGCAAAUUCCGCAGAUCAGACAGGCGAGAAGUCUUUCCUCUCAAAUCUUAUUUCUGGCAAGACGCCAGGAGUCAAGAAUAUUGAGGCGGCAUAUAGUCGCGCGGGAGCGUCGAACAACCACACGCCAGGAGUUGCAAGUCAGUUAGGCAGUCAGGAUCAGAGGAGUGGUGCGAGCGAGCACCAGGGAGUAGGAAGUGCAAAGUUCAAGGAAGGAUUCAGUGACCAGAGACAAGAGGUAUGUUUUCUGUUUAGAGUUGAUCGUUAUGAUUGAUCAAGAGUCGGGUGCUGAUGAAAUGAUCUGGUAGCCUUCGAUUAUUGGAAAGAUGUUCAAUAAUGUUAUAAAUGGGACGGACUCGACAAAGUGAGGAGGUUUUGAUCUUUCACCGAAUUAUGUAUAGGACUUAUUGUGGAGUAAACCAUAGACAGAACCGGGCAUUGACGAGGGGUGUUGGGAUACAGCCACUUAAGACAGGCACUUGACAUAAAAUCUCUUCUUGUACGAUAGAUCAGUAAUCUGAAGGUUUCGGGUUUGAUAU